UUUUUUGAGGUUAUAGUUUCGUAACAAAUAAGUGGAGAAAAUUCUUGAGGAAAAUUCGUGAAAAUCCUUGUGAAUCAUGUCCGCGCAACCAUUUCUCCGCAACAUCUUCACGGAUAUCACGGCUGGAAUCCCAAAUUGUCAGCAUUAUGACAAAUGCGGGGAUUUUGAGGUGCAAAUGAUGGAAUGCCUGGAGGCGUACGGGACGGAUGUGGGCAGGACAAAGUGUGCUGAUAUCAUUUCGGAUUUCCAAGAGUGCGUCCUGCGGAAGAAGCAGAUGCUUCGUUUCCAUGCAAUGCGCAAUGAGCGACACCGUCAGUGGCUCACCGGAGAGCGCAGCAGUGAGGAACACUAUGCUCCACCACCGAGGGUUGACAGCUACUAGAGAUUCAGAGCUCCGGAAGCCCCUUUGCGAGCCUCCUUGAUGUUUCUUCAAGCCCCCCCAGAGGGGCGAUAGUUUGUAAAUUGUAUCCGGAAAGGUAAAUAGAUUUGAUUUUCUGGGAAA
Molecule: messenger RNA, 502 nt
Organism: Lutzomyia longipalpis
Lineage: Eukaryota; Metazoa; Arthropoda; Insecta; Diptera; Psychodidae
Gene: ND-15
Product: NADH dehydrogenase [ubiquinone] iron-sulfur protein 5
Exons: 1
Coding region: 77-382 (101 amino acids)
Source: RefSeq, a predicted model, not a curated record